Hypanus sabinus (Atlantic stingray) is the source of this 3817-nucleotide messenger RNA. RefSeq names its product THUMP domain containing 1 (gene thumpd1). Bases 2458 to 3501 code for a protein of 347 amino acids. Lineage: Eukaryota; Metazoa; Chordata; Chondrichthyes; Myliobatiformes; Dasyatidae. Gene Ontology annotation, molecular function: RNA binding. The transcript has 4 exons. The record is from RefSeq and is a predicted model, not a curated record. Gene Ontology annotation, biological process: tRNA modification.
AAUUUAAUUGCCAUUGGAAGUGCAACAGGUUAUUGAGUUAGAAAUUUAAAUAGCUGGAAUAAUUAUUGAGUUGUGUAGGUUUGAAACUAAUUACAGUAGCAAGCAACUUUAUAUUCAAGGAUUUGAGAGCACUAAGUAACUAGGGCGUGAGUAGGUCCUCAUGCGUAUUAACGCGGUCGCCUUUGUGACUUAGUUGGCAGGCAUGAGUUGUACCAACGAGUCUGUUUCUGUGCUGUAUAAUUCCUUGAAUACACAGUAAAUGAGUGGGUACAGAGACUUGGAGGCAGAAGAAUCUGGGAGCGCAUGCCCCACUGAUGUUUUUAAGUGUGGAAGAUAAUUAGAAAAGGCAAUUAAAGUCAUACAGGUGGGUUUUCUAUAUAGCUAAGGCAUAACUCAAAAUAGGAAGAAGUUUUUGUUAGAAUUCACUUCAUUAUUUGCAAGGCUGAUACAUAUUUCUAGUCAUCAGAAUCAGGCUUAUCACUGAAAAAAGUCAUGAAAUUUGUGGCAGUAGGACAGUGCAAUACAUGACAAUUACUAGAAAGUACAAAAAGGAUAUAUAAAAACUAAAUAGUACAAAUGUUCAUGGUUUCAUGGAUCAUUCAGUAAUCUGAAGGCAAAGGGGAAGAAGCUGUUCCUAAAAUAUUGAAGGCACAUCUUUAAGCUCCUGCACCUCUUCCCAGAUGGUAGUAAUGAGAAGAAAGCAUGCCCUGGCUGCUGUCUUCGUGAGGCAUGGCCUUUUGAAGAUGUCCUCAAAGGUGGAGAGGCUAGUGCUCAUGGUGGAGCUGGCAGAGUCUGAUCCUGUGUAUUGAGGCCUUGAUGUAAACUGUCAGUAAGCUCUCCCCAGUACUUCUGUAAAAAUUUGUUAGAAAUCAUUUUGCAGGAAAAAUGUAAUCACUGAUUAACUACAGGGGAAAUUUACAAGGAGGUUUAGGUUAUAAGGAAAAUUGGAUGGCUAGAGUUUUUAUCCUUUCUGAGAGAAGUAAGAUCAAAUAGGAAUUUGAGAGGGAUUUUCUUAUUAACAUAGGAAUAUGUUAUACAUAUAUGGAAUGAGCUGUCAGAGUACAUGUUUGUGGUAGGUACAAUAACAACUUUUAAAAGACAGACUGAUACGUGGAAAGGCAGAUAGAUAUGGGCAAAAUAUGGGAAAAUAGGACUCAAUUGGAUUGGCAUUUGGUUGGUCUAACUAGCAAAGUAAGCUGAGGGCGUUCUUAAUUGAGGUAUAUAAAAUAAAAAGUUUAGACAGAGGGUUUAUUUCUCUAGGAUUUAAAAAAAAGUGUAAUUGGUAGAAGGAUUUGGUGAGAGCUGAGAAUGCUUUUUCCUUUUUGGAGCAUGGUUUGGGUUUGGAGCUCGAUGCCUGAAAGAUGCAGAAGCCCUCAUCCAAUUUAAACAGUAUGUGGAUGUCUAUCUAAAGAGUCAUUGAUAGCAGAGUCAUGGAUUUAGUUAUGGAAAAUGAAAUGAGUAUAUUUUUAAAACUAGAACUUGCAGAAAGAGGCCAAUGGUCUGCUUCUGUGUUGUAAAUUUAUUCUACUAUUCUGGUGUACAAGACAUACUGAUCUAGGUGUUUUCGUGUUCACCAUUGUCCGUCACUCUUUAAUUGGGUUUAUUAAUUGACUGCAUUUAUAUUUUCUCCCCAAUGAUGGGUUGCAGCUUUUGUAACAGUAGGUUUAGCACCUGAAAAUGCAAGAAUUAUGCAUAUGAAGAUUUUGUAUGAGCAGUUGGUACAUGUUUGGACUUGCACUGUUUGUACUUUAUAAACCACAGCUUUUAUGGGAUGAGGAGGAAGAGGUAGAAGGUGUGUUGUCACUUGUCAUAAUUUUUUUUUAACUAAACUUUAGUUUAAAAUUCAAGCUACUUACGGUUAAAUAUUGCCGUUUGACUUUGAUUUUACAGACUUGCUGUUAGCAGUUAACAGUACUAUUGGUGCUAGUUGAUGAUAUGAUCAUUCAAGACACUUUGCUUUAAUGUGGUUUAAAAAGUCCCAUCAUGCUUUCCCAUUUCGAUAACCAAGAAUUUGAGGCUGCAUGAAUGGAAACGUUUAGUAAUGAACCUAAAGAUUUGUAAUAAUUCUGUGGGCUAUUUGUACCAGUUUUUUUUAAUUAUCCCGCUAAUAUCUGAAUGUGAAAAGUGGCAUUCUGUAGUGUUGUUGCUGCCAGUACUAUUAAGCAAAUUGUCAUAGGCAGAAUCAAAAAUGGUGAUGAAUCAGCAUAUAGGAGGGCGAUUGAAAAUCUGGCUGAGUGGUGUCAUAACAAUCUCUUAAUGUUAGUGAAGCCAAGGAGUAGAUUAUUAACUUUAGGAGGAGCAAACUAGAGGUCCAUGAGCCAGUCCUCAUUGGAGAAUCAGAGGUAGAAAGGGUCAACAACUUUAAAUUCCUCAGCAUUAGUAUUCAGCAACCAAGUGCAAUUAAGAAAAAAGCAUGGCAGCUCCUCUACUAGCCUUAGGAGUUUGUGAAGAUUCAGCAUGACAUUUAAAACUUUGGCAAAUUUCUGUAGAUCCUUAGUGGAGAGUAUAUUGGCUGGUAUGGAAACACCAAUGCACUUGAAUGGAAAAUCCUACAAAAAGCAGUGGCUAUGGCCUAAUUCAUCGUGGGUAAAAGCCCUCCCUACCAUUGAGUACAUCUACAUGAAAUGCUGUCGUAGGAAAGCAGCAUCAAGGACCAUCACCACCUGGGGUAUGCUGUCUUCAUGCUGCUCACAUCAGUUUGUAGAGGAAUCUAACAGUGAGGAUGAAGAAGAUGAUGAUGCUGAAGCUGCCCUGAAGAAGGAAGUUAGACAGAUCAACGCAUCGACACAGAAACAGCUCCGCCGAUUCCAGGCUUUGGACAGUGGUGCCAAUAACGUUGUCUUCAUCAGAACCCAUGACAUUGAACCAGACAAAUUAGUUCAUCACAUUUUGAAGGAUCUGCAUACAACUAAGAAGAAGAAAACCCGAGCUAUUUUGCGGAUGUUGCCAGUGUCAGGGUCAUGCAAGGCUUUCAUGGAGGAGAUCCCAAAGUACUUUGAGACUUUCUUGGAACCCUGGUUUAAAGUUCCCAAAAAAGCCACUUUCCAAAUUGUUUAUAAAGCUAGGAAUAACAGUCACAUGAACAGAGAUGAUGUCAUCAAGGCCCUAGCAGGAAUAGUGGUAAAUUUGAAUGCUGAAAACAAAGUGGAUCUUAGUUUUCCUGAAUACACCAUCAUUGUGGAGAUAAUCAAAGGCGUGUGCUGUGUCAGUGUAGUCCAGGACUAUGUACUUUUCCGUAAGUACAACCUGCAAGAGGUAACAAAAAGUGACACAGAAGAGAAAUCGAAAAGAAACACCUGUUCUCCCUCUGAGAAUGAUGGCUGUGUAAGUUCAAAAGAGCAGCUAGAAGAAAAGGAACUCACCAAGAAAGCUGAAGAAGAUGGAAAGGAAAUGGAGCCACCUUUUGUGGGUACAGGUGUGAUUCAAGGGGAGGAAAGUGGAGAACAAGGAGCUGGAAAGGAAACCAGCAUUUACAGCGAAAAUAACCAGUUUGAAUCGUAGUUUGCUGGAUUUGUGACUGUUGUACAAAUGUUUUUGUAAUUUUUGGACAGCAAAUCUUUUCUAAGUUACAUGUUUGCACCUGUUAAGUGUUUUGCAUCUGACUACUUCUUUGAAGUCUUCACACGUUAUAAAGGAGCAAGGAGGAAAGUUUAACUUUGCAAAGAUGAUAUGGUGGUUUAUCUCGUCUUCAGACCUGCUACAAGUUGUUCCUGUUUUAAAAAAAAACAGAUCUUCCUGCUUUCUUCAAAAUAGAUAUUUGGAUCAUUUAUUAAAUGGAAAUUGUUGAAGAUAGGUUUCAAUUAAAAUGUUGAUUUCA